GUCAGCUCUCUGUUCUGAACUCUGAAACCACCCCCUUUGAAACUUUGGGAGUCCUACUUCAUUUUGGCCUCUUCCUCACACAAACACAGAGAAAAUUCAGAACCCUUUUUCCUUUUCUUUUGAUUGUGGGUUAGUGAUAGUGUCACAGUGUGUGUGUGCGUGAGAGAUAAAAAGUAAAGAUAGAAAUGAGUUUCUUGUCUUCUUCUUCUUCUUCUUCAGUUGAAGACAAAUGUUCUUGAUUAAAGAAAGAGUUGGAGAAAAAACCCAUCCAUUUAUUUUCUUGUCUUUGUUUCAACAACUUUUUUGUAUUGGCUCUAUUUCCGCGAAAGCCAUACUCAUUUUAAGGCAUAAAAACCAAAUCAAUAAGCAGGCUUAUUUAUAAAGGAAAUAAUUGAGUGGCAUCAUCAAUGGCUUCUGAUCUCUUUGUGUUUGAUAAUACUUUCUUCUCUGAUCCAUUUUCAUCUUUUUCUGACUCGCCCGUUGAUCCUCAUCAUCACCAUGAUUUCUUCCAAACCUUCGAUGACAACAACCUUAAUGAUCACAGCAGCAGCAGCAACAACAUUAACAAUACUAGUAGCAGCAUCAUCAAUGAAGAGAAUUCAGUUGAUGAAACGACCAUAACUCUAGACCAGAUUGCUUCUGCUCUUCUUUCUUCUUCCCCACCGAGUGAUCAGCUGGAAAAUCUGUCAAUUUGUCAAACAGCCCACCAUUUCCAGAAUGCGAAUCAUUCAGAUUACUCUGCUCUUGAAGUGAAAACAGAGGAUUACCAGUCCUCUUUUGACGCCAUUAUUACUGGUGGUUUUAGCAGUUCUUCUUUAUUGAAUACGCCUGAAAAUGAAGUGAGGAUGAUGCAGAGAAGUUACAGCAGUAAUUCUUUUGAUGGGAAGCCCACUGGAUAUAUUUACCACCCAAGAUUUGAUAGUCUCAUGGAAUCUCCCAAUUUGCAGACUAAUCCGGUCUUUACUCCUUCUGAAACCAACUUUUCUUCUUCUUCUUCUGGUCAAAUGAGAAGGGUAUGCAGCACUGGAGAUUUACAAAUGAAAACAACUCAAGCAAGAACUAUUCUGUCUUCAAGCCCACUUUCUACAGAAGGGUCAUUCAUGGAGGAGCCAAACUUCAAAGUUGGACGGUAUAGUGCUGAAGAAAGGAAAGAAAGAAUCCAUAGGUACAGAGCAAAAAGAACCCAGAGGAAUUUCAACAAGACAAUUAAGUAUGCAUGCCGGAAAACACUAGCCGACAAUCGCCCAAGGAUACGUGGCAGGUUUGCCCGCAAUGAUGAAGCUAUUGAGAUUCCCAAAGCAUCAUCAAUUUUAAAUAGAUAUGAAGAUGAAGAUGAUCUUUGGGUUGAUGGAUAUCAUGAAGAAGAUGAUGAAGGGUCCUCAGUUUUGGGAAGAUCACUUGGAACAGCAAUUUACAAUAACUAUGGAUCAGCGCCGUACCAGUACCACCACUAUAGCAGCUAUUGAUUAAUUUGACAGUGAUGGUUUUUUUUGACCAUUUUUACUGCCAAAAAUGCCUUUGUGUUUAACUGGGCUACUUCGUUUCAAUGCACAAGAUGACCAUAUCAUGAACUUUUCCGCAGCAAAUGGAAAAGUGAGAAGGGCUCUUUGUUUAUUAUGUUCCAUCGCUUUUAUAAAAACAGUAGUAAAAAAAAAAAGUGCAGGCUUUAUUGUCAGUAGAUGUAGUGGUGUAGUAGUAGUAAUCAAGAAGGUUGUAGCAUUUUGUAAUUUUCCAUUUGCAGGGAUUUGAAUAUUUAGUUAAUGGUGCCAUGUGCAUCUCGUUUCUUCGGACUUUCUUGCUCUGUUUUUUCUUUUAGAUUUUAUUUUUGUUGUUUUGUAAGUUCAGCUAUAUCUCAAUCUGUAAAUAGUGUUAAUGAAUUGAAUGACAUGAGCCUCUUCAUCCUCGUGCCACUAAUUUAUUAUGCUACUUGUAUUCCCACAGAGAAUGUAAC
This is a messenger RNA of Oldenlandia corymbosa var. corymbosa, 1951 nucleotides long. The record is from the annotation of a GenBank genome assembly. Lineage: Eukaryota; Viridiplantae; Streptophyta; Magnoliopsida; Gentianales; Rubiaceae.